Gryllus bimaculatus (two-spotted cricket) is the source of this 1574-nucleotide messenger RNA. The record is from the annotation of a GenBank genome assembly. NCBI's taxonomy places the organism in Eukaryota, Metazoa, Arthropoda, Insecta, Orthoptera, Gryllidae.
CAGUGCGCGCGCGCCGGUGCGGGCAACUAGAUCGACGGCGCACGGUGAGGCGCUAGCCGCUCCACGCCGGGGCUUUCACCAUUUCCAUCCCGCCGCCGCGCCGCGGCGCCACCGAAGGAUGCGCGACGGCCGCUCGCAGCCGCUAAGCCCCGCGCCGUUUGAUUCCGACCGCCCCGCGCUCGACUGGGAAGAGACACGACAGCUGCAGUAAUGGCUAAGGGGUCCCAAAUGCUGCUAUUGCUGGCGACGCUUCUCGGAGCUCCAGGCGUGCUCUGCGGACUGCACUACGGCCACCAGCUGGCGUCGCCCACCAGCUGGUUCAACGUGUGGUUCUCGACGCCUGGGGAGGGCCAGGCGGGCUCGGCGGGGCCGCUGGGGCCUCCGCGGCGACAGCGGCCCGGCAGCCCUCCCCGUCAGAUAGCGCCCUCCUUCGGCUACUCGGCGUUCAACGGCCCCGACACGUGGACGCUGGAGUGGCCUGAGUGCGCGGGCGGCCGCCAGUCGCCCAUCGACCUGCGCUCCGACGACAUGCUGCGCCUGCGCACCACCAGCCCGCUGCGCUGGGACGGCUACUGGCGCCCCGUCAACAUGUCCAUGACCAACACCGGGCACACCGUGGAAGUCUCGGGAGACUGGGGCUCAGCGGGCACUCCCACCUUGUCCGGGGGGCCUCUGGAGGGAGAGUACGUCUUCUCGGACCUCCACUUCCACUGGGGCCCCGAUGACGCCGUGGGCAGUGAGCACACAGUGCACAACGUCAGCUUUCCCAUGGAAAUGCACGCGGUUCACUACAAACGCGACUAUGGGAACAAGGACAACGCACGAGAAUUCGACGACGGUCUUGUCGUCGUCUCCUACCUCUUCAGACGGCGCAACACGGCCAACGGCGCGCUGGAGCCGCUGCUGCGCGCCAUGCACGACGUGAGCGGCGCGCGAGGCCUGCCGCCCGCGCCGCUGCGCCCGCAGCCCUUCGCCCUCAGCCGGCUGCUGCGCGAGUUCGAGGAGGACUACGUCAUGUACGAGGGCUCGCUCACCACGCCGCCCUGCCGCGAGGCCGUCACCUGGCUCAUCAGCGCGCGCCCGCUGCCCGUCAGCGCGCAGCAGCUGGAAGAGUUCCGCAGUCUGAUCGGGGAAGACGGAGAAGUGGACCGCAAUUUUCGGCCUGUGCAGCCAUCUAACGGCCGAUCAGUGUACUAUGUGGACGUGGAGUGAGCAGUGCCACAGAUGCUGUGCGACAACAGCGCGACUACGGCAACCUUCGAAAUUGCUCAUCGACGAGAGUACAAUAUCCACUAGUACUGUGACGUAGGACAGUUCUGAAUUGUGUUACCGAAGAAGCGAAUUUCUUGUGCCUUAAUGUAUAUAGUCAUACGCGAAAAAUGUUUAGGUUAAGAGAACGCGAUGCUCAGUAUUUAUUUUGAUUUCCGAGCAGUUAUCGUUCAAUUUUUAUCGACUUUUUAUUUUUUAAAUAAAGUUUUUAUCUAACUUAUUUUGUUCAUUAUUUAAAAAUUCUUUUUUACAGGAAUUAUUUCAAAUUAUUAAGAUCAAAUGGAAAAUCAAAUUUCUAAAAUAUU